Messenger RNA from Rhagoletis zephyria (snowberry fruit fly), 423 nucleotides. RefSeq lists its product as uncharacterized. NCBI's taxonomy places the organism in Eukaryota, Metazoa, Arthropoda, Insecta, Diptera, Tephritidae. The record is from RefSeq and is a predicted model, not a curated record.
AGCAGCGUUUGGGGGAAUGUCUAAAACGACAAUCUUUAUACGCGGAAGUAGGUGCGCAGGAAGUGGCUAUUGCCAAACACAUUCUGUACUUUAUAUGCAAGGACAAAAGACCAUUCGAUAUCGUGAAAGGCAAAGGGUUCCAGAAACUUUUAAAACUGUUGUGCCCUUCGUACACCAUUGCUUCAUAAAAAUGAAUGAGGUUAUUGGAACCUUUCAAGAAGUGUCUUCAUUUGCUCUUACGUGCGAUGUGUGGACUGAGACGAUGUGCACAAAGAGUUUCCUGGGCGUAACUGCACAUUAUAUACACAACAACAAAAUGAUGAGCAGAUGCCUAGCCACAAAGGAAUUGGAAGAGCGACAUACUGCUGACUAAAUAGCCGAAAAUUUAAGAUCGGUUUGCGCGAAGUUCCAUAUUGAAGCAAG